UUCCGUAUUUCUUUCUAAAGUGUUAGUCAUAAAAGACAGACAUGUUUUCUUUUAUUUGUGUGUUACUUGCAGUUAUAACAUCCUGUCUUGCUAAUUCUACCCCGCCUACAUUAAAGCAGGUAUGUGUUCGUGACGGAAAAACUUACCAAAUAGGCCAGAGUUUUCAGCCGACUCCUUGUGAACAUUGUUUUUGUAGUGCUGACGGUCGGGUUGUGUGUGCUAUUGCCGACUGCUUCUUCACACCAUGUGUUGACGCCGUGCACGAUCCUACAAAAUGCUGCCCACAGUGUCCUAACGGCGAGAACUGCCAACACUCUGACGGAACCAUUAUAAAGAAGGGAGAAGUGUAUAAUCCUGAUCCAAAUACAAGUUGCAUGUGUCCAUCUUCGUUUCAUUUCGGACCAACACAGGCUGUGUGUGCCAUAAAAGCUGUAGAUCCUGUUUUGCAUGUACCUGUUGACCCCUCUCAUGUUUGAUAAUUUCAAAAAAAAUAUACUGUUA
Messenger RNA from Ruditapes philippinarum (Manila clam), 501 nucleotides. RefSeq names its product von Willebrand factor C domain-containing protein 2-like. The record is from RefSeq and is a predicted model, not a curated record. The transcript has 2 exons. Gene Ontology annotation, biological process: negative regulation of BMP signaling pathway. Lineage: Eukaryota; Metazoa; Mollusca; Bivalvia; Venerida; Veneridae. Gene Ontology annotation, molecular function: protein binding. The coding region runs from base 42 to 476 and encodes 144 amino acids. Gene Ontology annotation, cellular component: AMPA glutamate receptor complex.